AUGGCGAUGAAGAAUUUGUUCCUAGCAAUUACUUUGAUUAUUGUAGCGCAUAAUUGCAGUUCACUAGUAGUGGACGUUGGACAUGCGCUCGUAUUGGAGGAUUCCAUCACUGCGAAUCAGACAAUAAUCUCAAAGAAUGACACUUUUGCAUUGGGAUUUUUUAGUCCGAGAGGAACGAAUUAUUGUUAUAUUGGCAUCUGGUAUGCACAGAUCCCUGAGAAGACCAUAGUUUGGGUCGCUAACAGAGACAAUCCUGUCAAAAUGAUGCCCGUUGUUCUAAAUUUUUCGAGAGACGGUCGUCUCAGAUUGUUUGAUGGGAAGGGCAUGUCUGUUUGGUCAACUGAUAAUGGUCUGAAAGGAUCGCGAGCAGUGAUAAUGGAUAGUGGUAAUUUCAAUAUGCUGGAUGGCCACAACAAGUCUGAGAUUGUUUGGGAGAGUUUCGCCCAUCCGACAGAUACAUGGUUGCCUGGGAUGAAGUUGUGGAAAGGUAUGAAGGGAGCUUCGUGGAAGAGUUCUGUGGAUCCUGCAAGUGGGCUCUUCUCUAUAGCAAUGGACAUGUCUCCAGGAAAGACGCAGUUGGUGAUGGUCUAUAACAACAGUGCUCCAUAUUGGUCCACUGGAGAGUGGAUUGGGAAUUAUUUUACCAAAGUUCCAGAGGUGUAUGCUCCUAGGAGAUUCCAAAUGUCCUGUGUAAGGGUUUCUCCUGCAAGAAUAUACUUCACUUUUAAUGUAAUCCAGGCAGAUCUUGCCCUCACGGGGCGGAUCCUGGUAAACGAGAAUGGUGAGUUAAAGCUUUACUACUGGAUGGAUGAUGGUACAUGGAGUCAAGGAUGGUCGUCAUUCCAAGGUCAGUGCAAUGACUAUGAUAUCUGCGGAGCCUAUGGACCCUGCAAUGCCGAUGAUGUGUGUACUUGUGUUGAGGGUUUCACACCCAACAAGCAUGACACUCAAAGUUGGUGGUCAAAUGGGUGUGCUCGCCGAAGACCCCUGCAGUGCUCUGUCAGAGAAGGCACAACCGACGGCUUCUUGGAAGCCAAGAACGAAUACUUGUCCGAAGAAGGAGCUGUCAUAUACAACGAACCAACACAGAAAGGCUGCAGGACUACUUGUCUCAACAAUUGCUCCUGCACAGCCUUUGCUUUUGUUGUUUCUGAUCCACCAGUCUAUAGACUGUGGUUUGGGGAUUUAUUCAAAAUGCGAGUUUCAUCUGAAAACCAAUCCAUCUUCAUUAGACUGGCUGCCUCUGAGUUAGGGCACUCGAUUUCAGAGGGAAGCAGCAAACCAUCCCCUCCUCUUCGUAGUUUUCUUCCUGGGACUAUUGCUUCUAGACAUGCCAAGAAAAGCAAGGAAGAUGAUGUGCCGACUUCACUCAGAACAUUCACUUACAAAGAAUUGCGAGUUGCAACCCAGAAUUUCAAGCACAAACUUGGGAGCGGAGCAUUCGGCUCUGUGUUCAAAGGAACUCUGCAAGACAGCAUGCUUGUGGCAGUAAAGAGAUUAGAGGGUUCUACACAAGUAGAAAAGCAAUUCCGGGCGGAAAUAAGCACCAUCGGAAGAAUACAGCAUGUGAAUUUGGUGAGGCUCUUUGGAUUCUGCGUACAAGGCUCUCACAGGCUUCUGGUGUAUGCCUACAUGCCCAAUGGCUCUCUAAACUCCGCCCUCUUUACAAAAGAUGAAGAAGUAGAGAAGGUGUUGGAUUGGAAGACUCAGUUUGAGAUCGCAUUGGGCAUUGCUCGAGGAUUACUUUAUCUCCAUGAGGAAUGCAGAGAUCGCAUCAUCCACUGCGAUAUUAAACCUGAAAACAUUCUGUUGGAUGGUGACUUUAGCCCGAAGGUAGCCGAUUUUGGGCUGGCAAAACUGGUGGGCAGAGAUUUCAGCCGCGUACUGACGACCGCAAGAGGAACUCGAGGGUAUCUGGCCCCCGAGUGGGUAUCCGGCCUUCCUAUCACUCCCAAAGCAGAUAGAGGAAACAUAACUGGCAUUGUGGAUGCAAGGAUAUCGAAUGUGGCGGAUAUGGAGGAGGUAAGAAGAGCCGCUAUGCUGGGGAUGCUGUGUGUUCAAGACGAUGAAAAUAUAAGGCCGACCAAGGGGGAAGUGGUGAAUAUAUUGAAAGGGACGAUGGAGGCUCCCGUGACGCAAAUUCCGAGGUAUAUGCAGGUGUUACUAGAUCAGGUAGACAAUGAAGACCGGAACACUUUCAAGGUCACUUCAACAAGUGAAACAACGGAAGGGCGAGAUGGUUUAUGGUAG
Messenger RNA from Cryptomeria japonica (Japanese cedar), 2250 nucleotides. Its product is annotated as G-type lectin S-receptor-like serine/threonine-protein kinase At2g19130. Bases 1 to 2250 code for a protein of 749 amino acids. Gene Ontology annotation, molecular function: ATP binding; protein serine/threonine kinase activity. The record is from RefSeq and is a predicted model, not a curated record. Gene Ontology annotation, biological process: protein phosphorylation; recognition of pollen. The transcript is spliced from 3 exons. NCBI's taxonomy places the organism in Eukaryota, Viridiplantae, Streptophyta, Pinopsida, Cupressales, Cupressaceae.